AUGAUUCGUCUUGAAGCAUUUGGUUAGUUGCAGUUGAGGAAUACUCCUUCAAAUCGUUUUCAUCACAAUGAACGCAAUGCUGUCCAUCUUCUGUCUCGUCGCAGCGGUACUCUCCAGCGUUCACUCAGCGCCGUACCUAAACUAUUACUACAAUACUCCUUAUAAUUACGCAGCGUACAGAAACGCCCUCUAUGCAGGACUGGCACAUCUGUAUCCAUCAGCAGCAGCAGCUCCCGUUGUAGCAGCCGCUCCAGCAGCUGCAGUCGUUCCAGCAGCUACCCCAGUGGUUCCUGCAGCAGCUGCUGCUGUAGCUCCCGCCGCAGCUGUACUCCCUGCAGCUGCUUUGACUGGUGCUCCAGUGACUCCUCUUGAUGCUUACGCAGCAGCAAUGAGAUAUCUUCAAUAUGGAUACGGAUACGGGUAUGGAUAUCCUUACACUGCCCCAUACACUUAUCCAUACUACAAGAAAAAAUGAAGCACUACACAUGGUUUACUGAAGAAAAGUGAUAGCUUCAAGUAAGAGUGAAAUAUCAAACGUUUUGAUUUUACUGCUUCUGCAAAGAGACACAACAUGUUAUUUAUUUUCAAAACAAACAACUUACCGCUUUGGCAUGUGUUCAUUAAAACAUCUUUGUAUUACAAUUUAUAUUGAAUAAAAAUCUUG
Messenger RNA from Uloborus diversus, 664 nucleotides. RefSeq names its product cuticle protein 16.5-like. The coding region runs from base 68 to 475 and encodes 135 amino acids. Lineage: Eukaryota; Metazoa; Arthropoda; Arachnida; Araneae; Uloboridae. The record is from RefSeq and is a predicted model, not a curated record. The transcript has 3 exons.